Molecule: messenger RNA, 6921 nt
Organism: Penicillium atrosanguineum
Lineage: Eukaryota; Fungi; Ascomycota; Eurotiomycetes; Eurotiales; Aspergillaceae
Product: tRNA (adenine(58)-N(1))-methyltransferase catalytic subunit trm61
Exons: 3
Coding region: 1-6921 (2306 amino acids)
Biological process (GO): amino acid activation for nonribosomal peptide biosynthetic process; secondary metabolite biosynthetic process
Cellular component (GO): cytoplasm
Molecular function (GO): catalytic activity; phosphopantetheine binding
Source: RefSeq, a predicted model, not a curated record
AUGCCUUUAAUUCCAACAUCAUCACGAACGCCCACUUUAUUUAUCGACAAGACAUCAAAAAUCCGCGAGGUGAAAGAGGCGGACGAAUUAGUUGAGACUAGCGAUUCAAAAAGUCUUCAUGGAGACAUGUUGAGCCCCAUAGUUCGAAGUACGCCGUCCAUCGAAAAUUGUUGGAGUUGCAAUUGGCCAGUCUUAGUGGCAGAGGAUCCGUCAGAAAUAUCAUCAUGUUCGACCCAAUUGUUAGUUCUGAAAAACGAGCUUCCCUUCACUACUUGGGAUGACAACAGCUUUGCAGUCGCGGCGAUGAAAGCAACCUGGUCGCUUAUCCUUCACGCAUACACUGGAACGGGAAGAAUCUGUUUUGGCUACAUGUCUCCUACCGAAAGCCCACAUAUAUUUGCAUGUGACCUUUCACAUAUCCAGACAUCGGCAAAGCUCAUAGAGUUGGCACAGGAAUCUCAAAGGAGACACAAUUUUCCUCUGCCAUCCAACGAGCUGGAGACAGACGUUUGCAACACAGCUCUGUCAGUCUUAUAUGAAGACGGCCCGAGCAUCACCGAGGCAUCUGGGCCACUUUUCAAGCAGGAUCUGAAGAAUGCCCUCUCAGCCAUAGUCCGCAUCCGAGAAGCGGAGAUAAUACUUGAUCUCAACCAUUCCCCUUCCCGCGUGCCUAUCGAGCUGGCUCGGCACGUGUCGCACACUUUCAAGACAAUCCUCCAAUCGUUCGUUAGGCAUCCGAGCCAGCCACUGUCCAAUAUCGAAAUGCUCAGCGAGCAGGACCAUCUGCAAAUAUCUCAAUGGAACGAGAACGUGCCACCAGUUCUUCACCAAAAACUUCACGAAGCCUUCACUCAAAAAGCGUUGGAUAACCCAAACGUUCCGGCUAUCUCGAGCUGGGAGGGGGAGUGGACAUACGCUGAACUAGAUCAUGCCUCCACCAACUUGGGCGAGCAUCUUGCUUUUUUGCACACCCGUUACUCAGCUUCUCAGACAGUUCUGUUAUGCUUUGACAAAUCAUGUGCCGGAAUCAUUGCAAUCCUUGCCAUUCUGAAAGCCGGUCUCACAUGUGUCCCCGUUGAUCCAGAAAGUGGUUUCAAGAAAGUUGUAGAGGAGGUCAACCCUCAGCUCCUCUGCACUUCACGGGCCCAAGCUGAUAGAUACACCGACUUUAACGGAGAAGUCGUGAUUGUUGAUGUGGAACUACUGCAUUCUCUCGAAGAAUCUGAGCAAACAUCAAAACUCCCUUUGCAGAGUAGCAACGAUGUCGCAUUCAUACAGUAUACUGGUGGAGUGACUGGAUCACCCAAGGGUGUGAAUCAAGGGCACACUGGCUUAUAUACGGGAAUUCUGGCGCAGAGUCAGGCAACUGGAUACGACGUCGAUUCAAGAGUACUGCAUUCAAACCUAUACAGUACAUCCGCAGGAAUCACCGAGGUUUUUGGGGCAUUUUUCUACGUCGCAUGUGUGGUCAUAGUUCCUGAGGAAGAAAGCCUCGAACUCGUCACUGAGAUGAUCAACGAGCAAAGAGUCACUCAUGCAUGCUUCACGCCCACCGAAGCCAGGAACUUGGAGCCCAUGGAUCUCUGGCAGCUCCGUACUGUUACACUUGCGGGUGAGGGAUUCAUGCAAGAGGACGUGGAGAAAUGGGGCCUGGAAACAGAAUUAAUCAGAACCUAUGGGACUGCAGAGACUUGUGUCCACGUCUCAGCAUCCAAAGCCCCAUCGCCAUAUCUUUUUGACCUCUUUAAUAUCGGAAACCCCUUCCUCGCAUCUUUUUGGGUGGUUGAGCAAGGGAACGUUCAAAAAUUGGCCCCUAUCGGUGCAGUGGGCGAGUUAGUGAUCGGUGGACCGACAUUGGCCCUUGGUUAUAUCGAAAGCACAGCAGAGACAUCAACAGAAUUUCUUGUCAACCCUAACUGGGCUAUUCCAAGUCGUGAAGGCUGCGAGCAGCGCUUCUUUACCACUGGUGAUCUUGUGAGGCAUCUCGGCAACGGCGAGUAUGUCUUUUGUGGACGAAAGAGGGGAACAAGCUACGAUGAAACAGAGUUUGACAACGCCAAUGAGCACAUCAGUCCAGAAAUCCCACCGCUUAGCCUCCUUGGCUCGAUUGAAUUGGCCGACGAAGCUAUGAAAGCAGCAGUGGCCAUAUGUGGCAUUAGUUCGGACAUGAUCGAGGACAUCUACCCUACCACCCCGAUGCAAGAGGGUUUGUUUGCUCUCUCAAGCAAGCAGAAAGGAGCCUUCAUGAAGCAAGAUAUCUUUGAAUUGCCUUCUAAUCUAGACAUUGGUAAAUUUUGCAGAGCUUGGUCAUCUACCAUUCAGCAAUUUCCAGUGUUGAGGACGAGGUUUUUCAUGACAGACUCUUUGCGCGUUCUGCAGGUCGUUGUCUCGGAAUCGCCAUCUUGCCAGGACGUCUCUGAUCUGCACUCAUAUCUGGAACAGGACUUGAAAAAACCCAUGCUCUGGGGAGAACCGCUUUUUCGAUAUGCGAUCUCCAUGACUCCUGGUCGGAAACCACAUUUGGUCCUGACCAUGCACCAUGCACUUUUCGACGGCUGGGCACUAGGGUUGAUCUUCGACCGCGUGAAACAGAACUUCGAUGAAAAUCCAGUACUGACUGGAACAUCGUUCAACUGCUUUGUCAAGUAUGUCCAAGAGGUGGAUCGUGAGCGGAUGAAUCAUUUCUGGACAGAGCAGUUGGACAAUGCUAGCGCGAUUGUGUUUCCAGCUCUGCCAGCAGCAAACUACCAGCCCACUCCCAAUGAUACUUUUGAGCGCAACAUUGAUUUUAAAAGAAGCGCAGGCUCACCUAUCACGGCUUCCACUCUUGUGCAAGCUGCAUGGUCCUUGACAGUUGCAGCGUAUGCCGAUUCGAAGGACAUCACCUUUGGGUCGACCGUAUUUGGUAGGGCUGCACCAAUCCCGGGAAUCGUGGAUAUGAUGGGUCCGACAGUGACUACUGUCCCCUUCCGCAUGCAAGUUUUCAAGGAUACUAAGCUGGGUACCUUCGUUCAGCAAGUGCAGAAUCAAUCAGCUAUGACAAUCCCCUAUGAACAAGCUGGAAUGUACCACAUCAAAAACUUGACAGCUGGGACACAGACGGCGUGCUCAUUUCAGACAGCCUUGUUGGUCCAACAUCUAAACACAGCGAGUGGCCUGGAAGCUCUUGGAUGUCGUCGCAUGAACGAAAUGCGCGAUGCCUAUCAACCUUACGCCCUGAACGUCGAGGUUGGUUUGCAGGACGAUGGGGCCGUACUAAGCGUUUUGUUCGACAAUAAUGUCAUAGACAAGCUCCAAGUCGGACGUAUCAUCAACAUGUUCAGCGAGACUCUCCGAAAGAUCAGCAUUGAAAGUUCCGAUGUCAUUCUCGAUGAUAUCAUGGCCAUCACUACCCACGAUAUCCAUGAGCUAAACACCUGGAACCAAGUUCCUCCGGAUCCAGUUCAAGAGGCUGUGCAUCAAGCUUUCAAUGAAAAAGUGUUACUCAACCCCAAAGCUCCAGCCAUUGCAUCCUGGGAUGGAGAUUUAACUUACGCCGAGCUGGACUUCCUAUCAAACAGACUGGCAGACCAUCUCCUUACUUUGGGCAUCAAAGUAGAGACGAUAGUGCCUUUACACUUCGAAAAGUCCAAAUGGGCAAUUGUCUCCAUGCUAGCUGUCCUGAAAGCUGGAGGGACAUGUCUGUCUUUUGAUGUGUCUCACCCACCUGAUCGUCUCCGUGACAUGGUGAAAGCAGUAGAUGCCAGGAUCAUGCUCGCCGGAAAAACGCCACCCUCUAAGGUUGUUGAUUGUGUCGAUCAAAUGAUCUCCGUCAAUGAAGAUCUUUUCGAAAUUCUCGGCCAUAGAGGUCUCAGACAGUUCAAGAAUGUAGCGCCACACAAUCGUGCAUUCAUUGUCUUCACUUCCGGGUCGACUGGGAGCCCGAAAGGAAUCGAGCUCGAACACCAGGCCGUCUGCACCAGUUCACGUGCCUAUGCUGCAGCAGUCAACAUCGGAACUGGCUCGCGUUGCCUUCAAUACUCCUCAUUUGCCUUUGAUGUUCAUAUUACCGACAUCUUCACAGCUUUGAUGUCCGGUGCAUGUUGCUGCAUCCCGUCCGAAGAAGAUCGCAUGAGCAAUCUGCCCCAGGCAAUGAACAACCUCGGCGUCAACCAUGUUGAUAUCACUCCAACAGUAGCAAGUCUGUUCAGGCCUGAAGAUGUACCUAAUCUGAAAAGCAUGGUUGUUGGUGGAGAGCCGGUGACAACUGAGACCGCUCGUCGCUGGGGCGAUCAAGUCAUGCUCGUCAACAUGUAUAGUCAGUCAGAAACCUCAAAUUGGGUUACCCACCACGUUGUUCGUGCGAACACACAACAGCCAUCUAAUAUUGGGCUAGGCGGUGGUGUGUGUACUUGGGUUGUUGAUCAACACAACGAUUCCCGAUUGGCCCCAAUUGGCUGCAUCGGAGAAUUGUUUGUCGAAGGUCCCGUUUUGGCUCGUGGUUAUUUGAAUGAUCCUGAAAAGACAGAAGCAUCCUUUGUCAUUGAUCCUCCGUGGCUGCCUACCGCGUCACCCCCAGGGAGGCGACUAUACCGGACUGGUGAUCUCGUUCGAUGUAAUAGCGACGGGACUCUGGUUUAUAUCGGUCGAAGGGAUGCACAGAUCAAACUCCACGGCCAGCGAUUAGAACUCACGGAAGUGGAUCACAAAAUGAUGGAGAUCUCACUGAUCCGGACUUGUCUGGCAGUACUGCCCAAGACUGGUCUCUGCCAAGGACGAUGCGUUGCUGUUCUCUCUCUUCGAGACUUUGAAGGAGAUGAAUCGGGGUUGCUGCGAAUGAUCGAUCCGUCUCAUCGUGUUGCAGUCUCCGCUCAGCUUGCAACCAUUCGCGAUCGCCUUUCAGAGUCACUGGCUAGGUGGAUGAUUCCAACUUUCUGGAUCGUUGUGGGAGACCUACCCACAAAUGUGAGCGGCAAGUUGGACCGCAACAAGGCUCGGUCAUUUGUGGAGAAUCUCAGCGAGGACGAUUUUCAACAAGCAUCAGAUCUCAUUGUCGAUAGCCAUUUCCAGGCACCUGAAGCUUCGAUGGAGAUAUUUCUGCAGGGUAUUUGGAGCUCAAUACUAAAGCUUCCUUUGGACCAAAUCAGCGCUGCAGCAUCCUUUCUGCGCCUUGGAGGAGAUUCUAUCACUGCGAUGCAGGUUGUGUCGAAGUGUCGGGCUGAGGGUGUGACGCUAUCAGUCCACGAUGUUCUCAUUAGCAAGUCGCUCUCGGAGCUUGCAAAUCUUGCAGACACAUCAUCCAAGCCAACAAACCUGGCAGGCAAGAUCGAAGAACAGAGUGUCCCUAACCCUCCUUCUGAAGGCAAGCUAACCACUCAGGGGACAGCCGUAUCUGACGGCUUGUACGAUAGCAUUUUCAAUCAGGCAUCUGUCAAGCCGCCAAACGUUGAGAGAGCAAUGCUAGCUUCUGACUACCAAGUUUCUGCAUUAGAGCAGAUGUUACUCAGCUUCCGCGGUGACCUGACGUACCACACAUUUGACAUCCCUAAACCAGUCGACUGGACUCGCCUAGCCUUGUCCUGCGUGGAACUCGUCAAUUGCCAUCCACUUUUGCGCAGUGUCUUUGUUUCUCACAAGCGCCAGUUGUACCAAGUCAUCCUGAGAUCAAGUUUCGUGGACCUAACAGACAGGGUUGAUCAGCCUGAACUUGCUACAUUGAUCGAAGAUGACCGAAAACUAAAAUUCUGCCUUGGGCAACCUAUGGUCUGGUUCAAGCUCGUUCGAAGGGACUAUCCGCAUAACUGUGAAUCUUUUGUGAUGCGCCUUCCCCAUUGCUUGUAUGACGCACCCACACUGGCUUCCUUGGUCUCCGACCUAGAGCAGGCAUAUUUCAACACCAACACUCUUAAACAACCAGUUGACAUUUCACCUUAUAUCACCUAUCGGGACAAAUUACUCCCCAAAGCCUUGAGCUAUUGGCGCCAGUAUCUUGAAGGAAGCACUGCGAGUCAGAUAUUCCACAUUCAUUCCCUGAAAGCUUAUGGUAUCACUUCCGCAACAGUAGUCAAGGCUGCAUGGGGUUUUCUCUUGACUGAGCUUUGUGGACAAGAUGAUGUCGUUUUCGGCGAGCUUGUGAGCGGUCGCGGCCUGGCUGUGUCGGGGAUCGAAUCUCUGGAUAUUGUCUGCGCGUCGACGGUCCCACUACGUGUGAAGCUCGACUCCUCGUGGACAGUCCUUGAUCUUCUUGAAAGUGUUCAAGAGCGGCAGCUUGCCAGCAUGCCAUUUGAGUUUGCGGGAUCGAUCGUGAAGGAGUGUACAUCUUGGCCGAGAUGGUCCCGCUUUGGCUCUGUGAUCAAUCACAUUCCAUUACCAGCAACAAAUUACGUCGAAGACAAGACGUUCAAAUCAACUGGGAUUCAUGGGAACCUGAAUCCAAGUUCAGAUCUGAACAUCCAGAGCCAUCCUCUUCACGUUACGUCGGAGUUGGACCCCAACUUCCAAGUCCAGAUUACCUUCGAUGAGGAUCACAUAACUCCUGUACUUGUGGACAAAGCGCUGCACCGCUUCUGCGGGAUCAUCCGCCUUUUCACCACUGACGUGACCUCAUCUCUGGGCAGCUUGAGGGAAGGCCCGAUCGACGGCUACAUUCUGCCAUACAGUUGCAACAAUGCGCCCCUUAACGGGUCCGAAGCGGUCGUGGAUUUUGUCCCAUCAACCGACAAGAAAGCUGAGAAAACAUUGAAGACGGUGCGAUCUGUCUGGGAGACCGUUAUCGGCCAGAGUGACGAGAUGGACAUACCAUUCUUUGCCUAUUGGGGGGCUCUCAUAGCUGCAGCCCAUUUCGUAGUGGCAUAUCAGCAAGUUGGCUUUGAUCUCACAAUGGAGGAUAUUCUCAAAUCUCCGACUAUUCGGGCUCAGGUUAAUUUAUGUGCGAAUAAUUGA